Messenger RNA from Dibothriocephalus latus, 543 nucleotides. The record is from the annotation of a GenBank genome assembly. Lineage: Eukaryota; Metazoa; Platyhelminthes; Cestoda; Diphyllobothriidea; Diphyllobothriidae.
AUGGAUUCCCCGGAGAAAGCAACCAAUUCCGUGAGCGUGGUCGAUAUUGAGGCAGAUAGACAGUGGUACGAGACCAAACGACCAUUCACUUGGGUAUACAAAUGUCUCAACGAAGGUUUGCGAAGAAAUCCUGUCAGAGGUAUACAUCCGAGACCAGACGACAUCGAUUUUGGUAAAUUGAGAGACAACGAUGAAUCGCAGCCUGCUGAGGAGGAGGCAAAAGCAAAGGCAGACAACGUCCAGUUCUCCUCAACCUUGAGCAUCAUACUUAGCUGCGUGGGUGCCGUGGUUGGAUCCGGGAACAUCUGGCUGUAUCCACGCAUCGCUGCCCAAAACAGCCACUCAGAGGGUGCUUUCGCCUUCGUUCUCGUGUGGAUUUUUUCAGUCUUCCUAUGGGCGAUUCCCGUGAUAGUUAUUGAAUAUGCCAUCGGCCGCUUCACCCGAUCAGGUCCAUUACUGGCUUUCCGGAAAUUUCUUGGACCAAAAUUAAUGUGGAUCGGUGGCUGGGUGACAAUGACUACAUUUUUUAUUAGGUUAGUAUAG